Messenger RNA from Trichogramma pretiosum, 531 nucleotides. RefSeq lists its product as uncharacterized. Lineage: Eukaryota; Metazoa; Arthropoda; Insecta; Hymenoptera; Trichogrammatidae. The transcript has a single exon. The coding region runs from base 1 to 531 and encodes 176 amino acids. Gene Ontology annotation, molecular function: nucleic acid binding. The record is from RefSeq and is a predicted model, not a curated record. Gene Ontology annotation, biological process: DNA integration.
AUGUACCUCAUUAUGACGGACUCGUACUCGAAGUGGCCAGAAGUCUACGCACUCAACGAAAUUGACGCAAUCAACACAGUCAAUAAGCUGAGAAAUUACGCAUCAAGGUACGGCAUUUCACGGAAAAUAAUUUCAGACAAUGGCAAACAGCUCGACUCUAAAGAGUUUGUAAACUUUUGUGAUCUUAAUGACAUAAAAUACCCGCAGAAUGCACCCUGGCACCUAAAGUCUAAUGGAGCGGCAGAGAAUGCCGUUAGAUCAUUCAAAAGUGGUCUUAAAAAGACGCUGCUCGACCCAAAAAAUUACCAAUUGGGCACGAACACGUUAAUUGCAAGAUAUCUCUUCCCGUAUCGCAACACUCCUUACUGCUACACAGGCGACAGCCCUGCCAAACUGAUGUUCGGAAGGAAGUUGCGCACAUGCUUCGACCUGUUAAAAGAAAGCUCAGUAAUCGAGAAGGACAAACAUAAGAAACUACAAAGAAAAACGUGUAGAAGGAUUUACUCCUGGAGAGCUCGCCUGGGCGAUUGA